GCACCGCCCCGCACCGCUCCGCGUGUGACCGGGCCGGGCUGCGCCGCUCCCUCCCGCCCGCCGCGCCGCUCCGCUCGCUCCCGACUCCAAAAUGCCGCUUCCCAGCGUGCCCAAAGAAGUGGCCGUCGGGACGGCGAUGCUGGGGGUCGCCUUUGCUACGGGUAUGCUUGCAGGUAAAAGAUACCCUUCUUUAGUUUUUGGGACACCCAAAUCAUCCACGAGUGGGAUGAUUGGGAAAAGCAGUCCUCUCCGGCAAUACAUACUGGAUCACUCUUUGCGGGAACAUCCAAUUCUAAAGAAGCUGCGUCUGCUUACUGCUGAUCAUCCCUGGGGCAGAAUGAUGGUGUCCUGCGAGCAGGCUCAGCUUAUGGCAAAUUUGGUCAAGCUCAUUAAAGCCAAGAAAGUUAUUGAAAUAGGUGUUUUCACAGGUUAUAAUGCCUUGAAUAUGGCACUUGUCCUGCCAGAUAAUGGCCGAGUUAUUGCCUGUGAUAUAAAUGAGGACUAUGCCAAAAUUGGAAGGCCACUGUGGAAGGAGGCAGGAGUAGAGCAUAAAAUUGAUCUGCGGAUUAAGCCAGCAAUUCAAACGCUUGAUGAACUGUUGGCCAGUGGAGAAGCGGAAACCUUUGACUUUGCUUUCAUUGAUGCGGAUAAAGAAAGCUACAAUGAGUACUAUGAAAAAUGCUUGCGCCUCGUAAAGAAAGGGGGAAUAAUAGCUAUCGAUAAUGUCUUUUGGAAUGGAAAGGUGUUAAAACCAAGGAAGGAUGACUUGGCAGCGCAGCGCAUCCACCGCCUCAAUGAGAAGCUUCUCAGAGAUGCACGCAUCAAUAUCAGCAUGCUCCCAAUAGGGGAUGGAGUCACAUUAGCAUUCAAGUUGUAACUCGAGGAAGCCCAGCAGAUGGGAAAUAGCAAGCAGCAUCAAAUCAUCAGGAAAAAUGCAGGUGGAACAGUUAUCAAAAAUAGUGAUUUAAUCUAUAUCUCCACUGGAUAGCAUAGCCUGGAAAAAAAGACUUUAGAAGCAGCAGGAUGAUAAGGGCAGCUAAGUAGAGAAGAGAUUUAUUAUAAGAUCUACCAUGGUUUCUUACUUUAAUUGUAAUAAAGGAAAUAAACUUAUGUGAAAUUGUCCUUGUAA
This is a messenger RNA of Corvus hawaiiensis (hawaiian crow), 1129 nucleotides long. It is a transcript of the gene COMTD1, whose product is annotated as catechol-O-methyltransferase domain containing 1. Lineage: Eukaryota; Metazoa; Chordata; Aves; Passeriformes; Corvidae. Gene Ontology annotation, molecular function: O-methyltransferase activity; S-adenosylmethionine-dependent methyltransferase activity. Bases 92 to 877 code for a protein of 261 amino acids. The record is from RefSeq and is a predicted model, not a curated record. The transcript is spliced from 7 exons.